Molecule: messenger RNA, 1745 nt
Organism: Linum tenue
Lineage: Eukaryota; Viridiplantae; Streptophyta; Magnoliopsida; Malpighiales; Linaceae
Source: the annotation of a GenBank genome assembly
CUAAACUUUUGGUCAUCGUCCCCAGCUCGCCGUGAGAGUUUUCAGCUCUCGGUCGCACUGAAAAACCUACAACCUCCCCCAUCGGCUGAGCUCGAUCGACCUCUCGUCGUAACCCAAUCACAGUCCUUUCCCCGGCGAAUUUUAUUCUCCUUUCAGGAUCUUCUCUCAUCGCCGUUCAGCUUCUCACGUCCGAAACCGAUGAAGGUGAGAUCUUCUGUGAAGAAGAUGUGCGAGUUCUGCAAAGUAAUUAAGCGGCGUGGGAGAGUCUAUGUGCUUUGCAGCUCCAAUCCUAAGCACAAGCAGCGGCAAGGCAUGGCGACGUUUGCCCAUGAAGGCCCCUUGAGUGGGAGAGUAGAUGCUAUAUGGAAAUAUAAGCAGUUAUGUUGCUGAUAAGGAACUAGGACGAUGUAGAACUGUUGUUACUAUGUUCUUCAUGUCUUUCAUUUCUGAACAAUGGAGUCGUUAGCGUAGCUUCCGGACCAAGCAAUGCAAAGUUGCAGGCAGAUGAUGUUGAUCCUCCAGCUUAUGGGCACUUCUCUUGAUGUCGGGUUUUUGUUUUACCAAAACUCUGCUGGACUUUAGUAAUGCACUAUCAAGCGACUUUGACUUGGAUCAAAGUUUUCAAAUGUAAGGGAUUAGGUGGUACUUAAACUGAUAUGGAUCGCAGCCCUCACAGAGAAACAUACCGAAAUGAAUAAUUCCAUGCUCUGAAUGCCUUGCCCUGUCCUUUUGGGCACUAUCUGAAGUGUUUGAGACAGCACAACGGCACUUGAUGUUAAUCACAUACAUAGACAUCAUCUACCAAGUGAUUCUCAUUAACACCAUCUUUGACCACCUUCUUGCCAGGUCUGCAGGGUCUAGUGCAACGAAAGAGAUCCCCUCUAAUCUUGGCCUGCCGUCUCUCAUAUCUAAAAAGCACGAGCCAACAAUGAAGUCCGUUGCAUUUGGAUGGAGUGGGAGCCUUGCAUCUCUCCUCUUCAGGCAAGCGAAAUAAGAUACCGAAACAGUCGUUCUAAUGGAAGCGCAUUGCCUACUAGUAAUGUCAAUACUUAAAAGCCUCCUUUACUUCUUCACCCUGCUGAAACAUGAUUCAGUCUGAAAUCUGGGGAGUUCUUUAUGCUGUUUAUCCUGCCACAGCCCUUUCUUCUGUGCAACAGUCUUUUGAGAGGGAGAUAAGAAAGACGGAAAAGUGAAACUCUACUUUCUACUUCGUAUGCUCAUGCUUAUGAGACUAGUUAUGGCUGAGGUGUUGUGUGAUUCAAGAGAAUGUGAUGGUGUUAGACAUGUAGCCAUACUUUUACAGUCAUCCUGCAUAAUGGAUUCGUUAUCAUAUUCAAGCACUGAAGCAGGUGAAAUGAUAAGAUUGUUAUAUGAUCAGUUUUAGCUGGAAUUGAAUCUGCAGAAUCCUAGUUGCACAUGAUCUGAACGACGGCUGACUGCUGCAGGCUUGGCGAUAACUGAUGUGGGCUCGGCUAGUUUGAACCGUGUUUGAAUCAUUGGUCAACAGGUGGAAUCAAUGGAAAGGAUUUUGAUCCUUUAGAAAUUUGCCACGCCAUGGCUUCUGAAAUUGAAAGUAAGUUGUAACUGUGUGGAAUGCGAAAUUUGAAUGAUUCUCCACCUUCCAGAAAAGCAUUAUUGGUGAGAAAUUGGUUGAAUUAGAAUAGAGAACUCAGCAAAGAAGAUAAGGUGAGGUGAGGAGGGUCCCUCAAUUCACAGCCGAAAUUAAUUGUCAUGCAUAAUUGAGG